Messenger RNA from Theobroma cacao (cacao), 1230 nucleotides. Its product is annotated as germin-like protein subfamily T member 2. Lineage: Eukaryota; Viridiplantae; Streptophyta; Magnoliopsida; Malvales; Malvaceae. The record is from RefSeq and is a predicted model, not a curated record. Gene Ontology annotation, molecular function: manganese ion binding.
CCAGUUAUUCCCAAAAGCACCCCUCUAUUCUAUUGGCUGCAACUAUCAUCGUCGAGCUCUUCACUUCAUUAGAAAUUUGCAGCUCAAAGACUUUGUCUCCCCUGCCCCUUUUAGUCAAAUAUAUUACGAGUAGGUGUUGAUUUUCUGCCCAGGUCAUUUUCUUUACUUAAAUAUCUUCCUCUUAGUCUGCGUUUCCUUUGUGGCUAGAUGUAAAUAUGCAUCCUGUACCAUGUCAAAGGGCAACUAACAUCCACCAAGUUUGGAUUUUUGGCAUUAUUUUACUGUUGACCUUUAGACUAGUGCAGGAUAUAUGAUGACCCAUUGUUAUCUUCCCUAACUGUAUUUUCAAGGAGAGAAAUUCAGGUCAUGGCUUCCUCCAUAACGAGCUUGCGCUUCCACCUACUAUGCUGCCUUACAGCGGUCUGGCUUCUAAUUCCACCUUCACAUUCAGCUGACCCCGAUCCCUUACAGGACUUCUGUGUAGCAAACAUCAGUGCCUCUAUAUCUGUUAAUGGUUUCCCUUGCAAACCAGCAUCCGAAGUAACUUUGGAGGACUUUUUCUUUGAUGGUUUUACCAAGGAAGGUAACACAAGCAACAUCUUCGCAUCCUCCCUCACACCGGCAAAUGUCCUUACGUUCCCGGGGCUAAAUACUCUUGGAAUUGCGAUGAAUCGGGUGGACUUUGCCCCUGGUGGAAUCAACCCUCCCCAUUGGCAUCUUCGUGCAAGCGAGACUGGUGUGGUCAUUGAAGGGAAGCUCCUUGUAGGUUUUGUGACAACUAACAAUGUAUUUUACUCUAAAGUGUUGAGUGCAGGGCAGAUGUUUGUGAUCCCUCGGGGACUUGUGCACUUCCAACUUAAUGUUGGAGAAGGAAAGGCACUAGCUUUCACGGCUUUCAACAGCCACCUGCCUGGUGCUGCGGUCGUGCCCUUUAAUCUCUUCGCUUCUUCAAUUCCAAACGAAGUGUUAACCAAGACCUUCCAAGUGGAUACGGAUCUUAUCAAUACUAUACGAUCCAAGUUUGGGUCGUAACUCAUAAGAAAUUUGUAGAUCCUGCCCUGCCACUUGACUGGCCUUGUAUUACGUCUCUCAUUAUGUUCUGUUUUCUGUGUUUUUGUUUUUUCAUAUUUGAUUAUUGUACGGUAAGUAGAAUUCAACUGAAACCUGUUAUUUACACUAUUGAUGUUUAGUUGCAAUACCAUGGAAAUCCCUCCUUGAGGGUUCAGGUCA